ACACUGCAAAAAUCUGCACAUCCUUAUAAGUGAAGAUAAAUGAGUUUAAAUGUUCACGUCUCAACAUUUAAGCUUCAGACAUAGUUAGAUUUUAUUAAUAUAAAUAUAAUAAAAUGAACGAGAAAUCGAUCAGCUGGACGCUGUUGUCUUGUUUCAGAGCAGUUUAAAUCUAACUGGAUCCUGUGUGGUGAAAAACGGUUUUUACCUUCAGGAGGAACCAAACAGAGUAAAGUUUCAGAGAUCCUUUCAUGGCUUCGUCAGAUGUCAGCAUGGCAGAGGUGGUCAUCGUCACCAUUCCAGACCCUGUGUCCAACGAACUUCCUUCUGUGGUGGAGGAGGAUAAAGCCGUGCUGGUGACUGCAGAGCUAACUCCUGAGGCUGGGGAGGAGGUCCUCACAGUAGCACCAGUGGAAGCAGAAACUGAAGCCACAGCUGACUCUCUGUCUAAGGAGGAGGCAGUUAUUGUGAAACUUUCUGAGGAGGUGGACGUGGAGGCUGAUGUCUUCUACCCAAUCACCUGCGGAGAUGCCAAAGCCACGCUGGUGUGGAAAAAGUUUGUCUGUCCAGGGAUCAAUGUCAAGUGUGUCCAGUUCAAUGAUCAGCUCAUCAGCCCUAAAGAGUUUGUGUGUUUAGCAGGGAAAUCCACCUUAAAAGACUGGAAGAGAGCAAUCCGCCUCAAUGGCACCAUGCUCAGGAAGAUCAUGGAUUCAGGUGAGCUGGACUUUUAUCAGCAUACAAAGGUCUGCUCCAACACCUGCCGCAGCACUAAGAUCGAUCUGGUGGGAACUAAAGUGUCAGUCAGCUGCGACCAGUCCGCCGACCUGCUGUCUGCCUCUGCCUCAUCAGCAGAUUUAAACGGAGCAGCUGUCUCAUUUCCAGAUAUGACAGACGAACCUUCAGAGUGGGUCACUACAAUCGGAGAGGACUCUGUAGUGUUCUGGCGUGCAGUGAAGGAGGCAGGGCUGCUAGAGGAAGUGGUGGAGGACUUUCAGAAAAAUGUGCAGGAGGUGUUGAAGGGGCUACAGGAGAGAGUAUGUGAGCCACGGGUAGAGGUCAAAGAUGCUGUUCUGCUUAACAACAUAGUGCAGAACUUCGGCAUGCUGGAUCUGGUGAAGAAGGUUCUGGCCAGUCACAAGAGCCAGAUGGACCGGUACAGAGAGCAGUACACUCGCAGCCUUGCUGCUCUGGAGCAGCAGUGUGAUGAGCACAGGAAGCGAGCCAGAGAGCUGAAGAGUAAAUCGCAGCACCUUAAUAAUGUCCUGAUGAACCUGACCCCAAUACCAUCUCCAACAGCACCCAAACGACCCCGGCUGACCCGUGCCGUCUCUGGCCCAGCCGCGGUGAAUGCCACGUCCACUCAGAUUGCUCUCCCACUCAACCAACUGGGCAGCCUGCCGCUCGGAAAGGUGCUGACGGUGGCAGGAGCCCAGGCUGGCAACAACCUCAGUGGCUACACCCUCCUGACUUCACCGCUCUCUGGGUCUGAGCUUGGAGCCAAUGGCUCCAAUGUGACUGUCUUUUCCACGGCAGCAGGUCAGGGGGCUGCGGCAGGGUCUGGCACCUCGGGAGCCUUUGUUAAGGUGGUUGGGCCACAGUUUCAACUGUUGACGCUGCCACUGGCUGGCACACAGAACCCCAUCGUACCACAGCAGGUCAGCACCGUCACUGUGUUUGAUGCCACGGUAACCCCAGCUGAUGAGUCGCAGGAGGGAAGCCAGGCUGAUGGUUAUGAAGGUCAGCCAGGGCAGGUGGCUGAGGAUGAAGAGGAUCGGCAGUGAGAGGAAGGACAGCUGCUCUGCUCCCAGCUUUAGAUUGGAACUGGUUUUAGUAAGUUGUGAUGACUAACAGCUGGAGCUGACUUUAACUUUUCCACAUCUGAUCAUCUUCCUCCAUCAGAAGGAAGCACACAUUUCUGCAUAAGCUGUGCAGAGUGGGCUUCUCAUGUCUUACUGUGCUGUAAAUCUUUUUUUUUUAACUAUGUUUUUUUCAUGCUGUUUAUGAAAGCACAAGAAUGCUCCUUUAUUUGGGAUUAAAUGCUUAGGGUGUAAACAGCA
Molecule: messenger RNA, 2054 nt
Organism: Girardinichthys multiradiatus
Lineage: Eukaryota; Metazoa; Chordata; Actinopteri; Cyprinodontiformes; Goodeidae
Product: glucocorticoid modulatory element-binding protein 2-like
Exons: 10
Coding region: 249-1778 (509 amino acids)
Biological process (GO): positive regulation of transcription by RNA polymerase II
Cellular component (GO): nucleus
Molecular function (GO): RNA polymerase II cis-regulatory region sequence-specific DNA binding; DNA-binding transcription activator activity, RNA polymerase II-specific
Source: RefSeq, a predicted model, not a curated record